This is a messenger RNA of Oikopleura dioica, 1521 nucleotides long. The record is from the annotation of a GenBank genome assembly. Lineage: Eukaryota; Metazoa; Chordata; Appendicularia; Copelata; Oikopleuridae.
AUGUCCUCCCCACCAGCAAAGCGAAAGAAAUCCGCGAAGAUAGAAGAUGAUGGAGACAAGAUUGCUCUUUUCAUUUUCCGCCGAGAUUUGCGAAUCGAAGACAAUACGAGCUUGAUCAAGGCGAUCAAAGAUGGAUACAGAAUUCUCCCUGUCUUCAUCUUCCCUCCCGAGCAAAUCGAUCCAGAGCAGAACGAGUACUUCUCUCAUCCAGCAGUGCAGUUCAUGUGCGAAUCUCUCAACGAUCUUGGGCGCAAUUUGAAGGAGAAAGUGUCCGGAAAGCUUCAUCUUUUCAAAGGCGGGAAUCUCGAAACAAUCAAGAAGAUCAAGAAAGUCGUCAACUUCUCCGCUGUUGCUUUCAACGAGGACUACUCAGUUUAUGCGAAAGAGAGAGAUGGAGAGAUUGAAAAGUGGGCGGAGAAAAACGACGUGGAAGUGAUCAAAGAGGAGGAUUACGGACUGUUGCCGAUCAAAGAUGCAUGGCAUCAUCCUAAAGAUGGCCCGCCAAAGCCAUACCGAGUUCUUUCCAUCUUUUUCAAGCACAUUCAAAAGAACUACGAUAUCCGAAUGCCAGAGUCUGAAUUUGAAUUCGAAGCAUCUCAAUUCACCAAAGCCAAGUUUGACUUCAAAUUCCCCAUCGACAAGUUGAACACGCUUUACAAAGCCAACGAAGAUUUGGCCGAACGAGGAGGAAGAACAAUCGGCCUAGUUGGGCUACAGAAAAUCGAGAAGAAGGCGGACUACAAGACGACUCGGGAUUUCAUGCACCUCAAGGCUGGGACGACGAAAAUGUCCGCUCACUUGAAAUUCGGAACAGUGUCUAUUCGAGAGAUGUACUGGCGAGUGGCAGAGUGCUUUGGCGAAACGCAUGAUAUCAUUCGACAGUUGGUGUUUAGAGACUUCUACUUGAAGAUCUACUCACACAAUCCCGCUCUUCAGCGAGGAACAGCCCUGCAGGAUGGUUUGGAUAAGCGACUCCCGUGGAAUGAUGAUGAAAAGCUAUGGAAUGCCUGGUGCGAGGGAAAGACUGGCUUUCCCCUUGUUGACGCAGCGAUGCGGGAAAUGAAGGCAAUUGGCUGGCAGCACAAUAGAAUGCGAAUGCUCACAGGAUGCGUGUUGACCAAAUACUUCAUGAUUGACUGGCGAAAGGGAAUGAAGUUCUUCUACCAGAACCUCGUCGAUGCGGAUAUUUUCAACAACACAGCCGGUUGGGGGUGGGUCUCGUCAACUGGCCCCGAUGCCGUCCCCUACUUCCGCUACCCCUUCAACCCUUGGACUCAGUCGAAGAAAUUCGAUGUGGAUGGAAAAUACAUCAAAAAGUACAUUCCCGAGUUGGCCGAUGUUUCUCCUGCAGAUCUUCACAAAUGGAACGACGCAUCUAUUCGAGCCAAGUACAAGAAAAACAAGAAGGUUCAGCAGUACCCAGCGCCGGUUAUUGAUCAUGAAGAAGCGUCGAAGAAUGCUGUGGCUCAAUACAAGAAGGCUUUUGAGGACUGGAAGGCGUCAGAUGAAUACAAGAAAUAG